Molecule: messenger RNA, 1043 nt
Organism: Rhincodon typus (whale shark)
Lineage: Eukaryota; Metazoa; Chordata; Chondrichthyes; Orectolobiformes; Rhincodontidae
Product: granzyme K-like
Exons: 5
Coding region: 1-786 (261 amino acids)
Biological process (GO): proteolysis
Molecular function (GO): serine-type endopeptidase activity
Source: RefSeq, a predicted model, not a curated record
AUGCGUAGUUUACUGGUAUUGGUGUUGAUCAUUACCGCAGUCAUUUACCUGUCCAUGCAAGGAUAUGAUUGUGUGGAUAUCAUUGGGGGUCACGAUGUUAAGAGUAACUCAAGACUUUACAUGGCAUCUAUUCAGAUUAACAAAACACAUGUAUGUGGGGGAGCAUUGAUUAAACCUCAGUGGGUAUUGACUGCAGCGCACUGCAGCAAAAGAAUGACAGUAGCAGAAACGGAAGUAGUUGUUGGAUCCCAUUCGCUUUCCAAGCAAGAAAACAAACAGACAAUAAAGCUGAAGAAGACCUUUCCACAUCCAAACUUCACCUGGGAUUCUGUUGGAUAUGACAUUAUGCUGCUUCAGUUAAGGAAUAAAGCCAUUCUCAACAAGUUUGUCUCAACUCUAAAGCUGCCCAAAUCAACUAAAAGUGUCAAACCAGGAACCAAAUGCAGUGUCGCAGGAUGGGGAAAAGAUGGAACUAAAUCGUACCCUGAUACUUUAAAGGAAGCUAACAUAACUGUCCUGAAAAUGGAAAUUUGCAAGAAAAUAUAUUCACUUAAUCUAACAAAUGACAUGAUAUGUGCGCUUGGUCAAGAUUCCAAACAGGAUGUAUGUGAGGGUGAUUCCGGUGGUCCAUUAUUAUGUAAGAAGUGGUUUCGUCAAAAUGUGUACAGUGGCAUUGUUUCAUUUGGAAGUCACUGCGGGGAUAACAUUAAACCUGGUGUUUACACACAUUUAUCAAACAAUUAUCUCUCAUGGAUCAACAAAGUAAUUCAUGCUGCAAGUUAUUGAAUGACAAACAUUCUGCUUUUUUAGGAAGAACAUGCUUGUGAAAUCUUUAUUGAGUUGGAAAUUGUUCAUAGCCUAAAAUUUUUAAAAAAUGGUGCAACUGAAUUCUUUUAAUGAUUGCCAGAACUUCAUCUUUUACGUUUUUAAGUAGAGUGCAAAAAUCAUCUAUUCUUUGAAAAUUCAAUACAAAACAGCUUAACUGUUAAAUUAACGCGGUUGCUAAUAUUAUCAGCUAAACUUGUAAUCCACUUAUAAUGUAC